AAAAGUUUUUACACGCGACCUGGUUUUUCAAAGAUCUCCUAGAAAAGCUGUUUUAGAAAACACUUCUGAAAAAGUUUCUGCUUAUGAAAACAUGCCCCCAAGUCUCCGCAUUCUUAUGGCGAAAGCCGGAGCUCUCUAACUGGCUUCUAUCAAAAGUUAUUAAAAAAACAACGGAGUCCAUUCUAUUUUGGUACAGACAGUAGUGAUUUGGAAAAACCGCAGACCUCUGCGUCAAAGCUCAAAAUUAUUUUGAAUGGAUAAUUAAUGAUUGUUAUUCCUUUUCACCGUAUUUAAGCUCAAAUAAAACUUCCCCAAAAAAACGUCUAAGAGUACACGAAAGGAACGACUUUUUGCCGCUGGCAAGAUCUUAGGAGACUUAUUGCUUUUCACUUUCUGCCUGGCAACAUUGGUCUUUCUUUGAACACCAGGUUUAAUGUUACUUAGGGGAACACCAGCUUUUAUCUUAUCGUGUUUUUAGGAUGGACAUCCGCUAAGCGAAUACCAUGUAGCCGUUAUUGCGAACUGACUUGCAUCUUUCGUUUCAACCACUGAAAAAGUACCAGGCUAUUUUAACUGAUUCGCAGUAUUUUCCUGGAAGUAGUGACGUGGUUAUAUGAUACUCCAGAUAAUUUUGAAAUUGUCGCUAUGCAUUGUAAUAGUCCUAACGAAAUUCGUUCUUUAUUGUUUAUCUUUUUAUUUUAGCUUUGUGACAUUUAUCGUUUACAACCUGAAACAUAUUAUUUAGCAGUUGAUUAUAUUGAUAGAUACUUACGUACUGCAGAAGAUUUACCCAAAACAAAAUUACAGUUACUUGCUAUUACAAGCUUAUUAAAUGCUGCCAAACUACACGAAGUUGAUCACCCCAAAUCUUUUGACUUUGGUGAUGUUGGUUUUGCUAUUUAUUCAACAGUUGACUUUUAUGAAAUGGGGAAAUGGAGUUAA
This is a messenger RNA of Didymodactylos carnosus, 942 nucleotides long. NCBI's taxonomy places the organism in Eukaryota, Metazoa, Rotifera, Eurotatoria, Philodinida, Philodinidae. The record is from the annotation of a GenBank genome assembly.